CCCCCUUCUCCUGGCCAGUCUAGUCCUUUGUUCCUGUGCAGCCGACCUGCCCCACAGGGGAAAGAAAGGAUUUGCCACCAUCUCUCAUUAGGACAGACAGCUCUUGGCAGAGGACCAAGGGAUUCCUUCUGAUCUCGUGGAAGCUUCCUAAGAGCACAGAUGGAUGAGCAAGACUCAGCUGGCAAUGAGAGCAGUGGGGGAUUCUGGGCAAACUCUGUGCAGAGGAUCCUGGGAGAGGAGGACACCCUUCGCUCAGAUGUGCAGAGCCAGAGGUUUGGGCAGUUCUGCUCCCAGGAGGCCAAAGGACCCCGUGAGGUUUGCUGCCGGUUCCUCCACCUUGACUGUCAGUGGCUGAAGCCAGAAAGGCACACGAAAGCGGAGAUGCUGGACCUGGUGAUCUUGGAGCAGUUCCUGGCUGUCCUUCCAGCGGAGAUGGAGAGCUGGGUGAGGGAAUGCGGAGCAGAGACCAGUUCCCAGGCGGUGGCCCUGGCCGAAGGUUUCCUCCUGAGUCAGGCGGAGGAGAGGAAGCAGGGAAAGGAUCUGUUGACAGAAACAGGUCCCGAUUCCUCUGAGGCAGAGAGGACUUCAUUGGACACCAGAGAGAGGCCGCUGGGUGACAGAAGGAUGCCGGCAGGACCUCCUCACCUGUCUUUUAAUGGUAGUGGAGAGGAAGCAGUGGCUGUGGAACCAGAUCAGGGUCCAGUGUGCUUUGAAGAUGUAGCUGUUCGUUUCACGGAGGAGGAGUGGGCGUUGCUGGAUCCUGACCAGAGAGCUCUGCAUAAGGAAGUCAUGGAGGAGAACCGUGGGAUCAUAGACUCUCUUGAUGGUGUUAAAUUGGAAAUGAAGAACAAGGGAAACCUUGACAAAAUCUGCACAGUGGAGAAGCCAUAUCAAUAUUUGGAAUGUGGAGAGAACUUAAAUCAGACCUCCCAUUCCACUUCCCAUCAAAGAAAUCCCUUUGGGAUGAAACCCUAUCAGUGCCUGGAAUGCGGGAAGAGCUUCAGUCACAGGUCCCUUCUCACUUACCAUCAAAGAAUUCAUACAGGGGAGAAACCAUAUCGGUGCUUGGAAUGUGGAAAGCGCUUCAGCCAGAGCUCCAGUCUCAGUUCUCAUCAAAAAAUUCAUACAGGGGAGAAACCUUAUCAGUGCUUGGAAUGUGGAAAGCGCUUCAGCCAGAGCUCCAGUCUCAGUUCUCAUAAAAAAAUUCAUACAGGGGAGAAACCUUAUCAGUGCUUAGAAUGUGGAAAGAGCUUCAGUCAGAAUUCCACACUCAUCUCACAUCAAAGAAUUCAUACAGGGGAGAAACCAUAUCAGUGCUUAGAAUGUGGAAAGAGCUUCCGCAAGAAGGGCCAUCUCUCAUCCCACCAGGCAAUUCAUUCGGACGAGAAACCAUAUCCGUGCGUGGAAUGUGGGAAGAACUUCAGUCAAAGAGACAAGCUCAUGGCUCAUCAAAGAAUUCAUACAGGGCAUAGACCAUAUCGGUGCUUGGAAUGUGGGCAGAGCUUCUUUAAGAGUUCUGCUCUCAUUUCCCAUCAAAGUAUUCACACAGGUGAGAAACCUUUUCAGUGCUUGGAAUGUGGAAAGAGUUUCACUCAGAAGGGAGGUCUCACUUCCCAUCAAAUAAUUCAUACAGGGGAGAAGAAAUAUUUGUGCUUGGAAUGUGGGAAGAGAUUCAGUCAGAGGGGCAAGCUCAUAGCCCAUCAAAGAAUUCAUACGGGGGAGAAACCAUAUCAGUGUGAGGAAUGUGGAAAGAGCUUUGCCUUGAAGGACAUAUUCACUUCCCAUCAAAGAACUCAUACAGGGGAGAAACCGUAUCAGUGCAUGGAAUGUGGAAAGAGGUUCAGUAAUGGGGCCUACCUCACUUCUCACCACAGAAUUCAUACAGGGGAGAAACCAUAUCAGUGCUUAGACUGUGGGAAGAGCUUCACCUGGAAGGAAAGUCUCACUUCCCAUAGAAUAAUUCAUGGAGAAGAGAAACCAUAUCAAUGUGUGGAAUGUGGAGAGAGCUUCACUCGUAAGAAAAGUCUCUCCUACCAUCAAAGAAUUCAUACAGGGGAGAAACCAUAUCAGUGCUUGCAAUGCGGGAAGAGAUUCAGUGACAGUUCCCAUCUCUCUUCCCAUCAAAGAACUCAUACAGGGGAGAAACCACAUCAGUGUGUGGAAUGUGGAAAGAGAUUCAGUGAGAGGGCCAUGCUCACUACCCAUCAAAGACUUCAUACGGGGGAGAAACCCUAUCAGUGCUUGGAAUGUGGAAAGAGAUUCAAUCAGAGGGCCCAUGUCACUUCCCACCAAAGAAUUCAUACAGGGGAGAAACCAUAUAAGUGCUUGGAAUGUGGAAAGAGCUUCAGUCAGAGUUCUGCUCUGACUUCCCACCAAAGAAUUCAUACAGGGGAGAAACCCUAUCAGUGCUUGGAAUGUGGAAAGAGCUUCAGUCAGAGUUCUGCUCUCACCACCCAUCAAAGAGUACAUUUAGGGAAGAAACCCUAUCAGUGCCUGGAAUGCGGGAAGAGCUUCAGUCACAGGUCCCUUCUCACUUACCAUCAAAGAAUUCAUACAGGGGAGAAACCAUAUCGGUGCUUGGAAUGUGGAAAGCGCUUCAGCCAGAGCUCCAGUCUCAGUUCUCAUCAAAAAAUUCAUACAGGGGAGAAACCUUAUCAGUGCUUGGAAUGUGGAAAGCGCUUCAGCCAGAGCUCCAGUCUCAGUUCUCAUAAAAAAAUUCAUACAGGGGAGAAACCUUAUCAGUGCUUAGAAUGUGGAAAGAGCUUCAGUCAGAAUUCCACACUCAUCUCACAUCAAAGAAUUCAUACAGGGGAGAAACCAUAUCAGUGCUUAGAAUGUGGAAAGAGCUUCCGCAAGAAGGGCCAUCUCUCAUCCCACCAGGCAAUUCAUUCGGACGAGAAACCAUAUCCGUGCGUGGAAUGUGGGAAGAACUUCAGUCAAAGAGACAAGCUCAUGGCUCAUCAAAGAAUUCAUACAGGGCAUAGACCAUAUCGGUGCUUGGAAUGUGGGCAGAGCUUCUUUAAGAGUUCUGCUCUCAUUUCCCAUCAAAGUAUUCACACAGGUGAGAAACCUUUUCAGUGCUUGGAAUGUGGAAAGAGUUUCACUCAGAAGGGAGGUCUCACUUCCCAUCAAAUAAUUCAUACAGGGGAGAAGAAAUAUUUGUGCUUGGAAUGUGGGAAGAGAUUCAGUCAGAGGGGCAAGCUCAUAGCCCAUCAAAGAAUUCAUACGGGGGAGAAACCAUAUCAGUGUGAGGAAUGUGGAAAGAGCUUUGCCUUGAAGGACAUAUUCACUUCCCAUCAAAGAACUCAUACAGGGGAGAAACCGUAUCAGUGCAUGGAAUGUGGAAAGAGGUUCAGUAAUGGGGCCUACCUCACUUCUCACCACAGAAUUCAUACAGGGGAGAAACCAUAUCAGUGCUUAGACUGUGGGAAGAGCUUCACCUGGAAGGAAAGUCUCACUUCCCAUAGAAUAAUUCAUGGAGAAGAGAAACCAUAUCAAUGUGUGGAAUGUGGAGAGAGCUUCACUCGUAAGAAAAGUCUCUCCUGCCAUCAAAGAAUUCAUACAGGGGAGAAACCAUAUCAGUGCUUGCAAUGCGGGAAGAGAUUCAGUGACAGUUCCCAUCUCUCUUCCCAUCAAAGAACUCAUACAGGGGAGAAACCACAUCAGUGUGUGGAAUGUGGAAAGAGAUUCAGUGAGAGGGGCAAGCUCACUACCCAUCAAAGACUUCAUACGGGGGAGAAACCCUAUCAGUGCUUGGAAUGUGGAAAGAGAUUCAAUCAGAGGGCCCAUGUCACUUCCCACCAAAGAAUUCAUACAGGGGAGAAACCAUAUAAGUGCUUGGAAUGUGGAAAGAGCUUCAGUCAGAGUUCUGCUCUGACUUCCCACCAAAGAAUUCAUACAGGGGAGAAACCCUAUCAGUGCUUGGAAUGUGGAAAGAGCUUCAGUCAGAGUUCUGCUCUCACCACCCAUCAAAGAGUACAUUUAGGGAAGAAAUACGGGCUCUGCUUGGAGUGUGGAAAUAACUUAGGAGGGCCAAGCUAACUUCCAAUCAGAUGGAUGACAACACAUUGGCUAUCAAACAGACGGCAUCUUAUUCCCUGCAGGAAUAGGUUUGGAAGAUGUCUUCUCUUUUCCUCACUAUUCCAUGGACAAGAAAAUUAACCCACAAGGCAAGAAACAGCUAGAGUGGGUUUACUCACAUGAUCUUUAUAUCCUGCAUGGGAGUCCUGUCAAUGUUUUAUAUGGACAGAUCACAUUGUUACAUAAAAGGAAGGGAAGUGUGAUCAACUACA
This is a messenger RNA of Podarcis raffonei (Aeolian wall lizard), 4292 nucleotides long. Its product is annotated as zinc finger protein 850-like. Lineage: Eukaryota; Metazoa; Chordata; Lepidosauria; Squamata; Lacertidae. Gene Ontology annotation, molecular function: RNA polymerase II cis-regulatory region sequence-specific DNA binding; DNA-binding transcription factor activity. The record is from RefSeq and is a predicted model, not a curated record. The transcript is spliced from 8 exons. Bases 160 to 4041 code for a protein of 1293 amino acids. Gene Ontology annotation, biological process: regulation of transcription by RNA polymerase II.